CAUCGACUCUCAAUUCUCGCCCUUUGCACCUUUCUGCUACGGUCGCUUCUCUUGUCUGACACAUAACGGGUGCGGUGAAUUUACGCGGAUAAAUUACACCAACGAUUAGACCCUUCAAACAGGGUUCAGGACGCGUACAGCACGUCCUCUCUGGCGACCUGCGUCAGUCUUUUAACGCCAGCAACGCCCUGAACGAGCAUUCGGACUUCUGAAAUUUGGUCUACAUUUCCUACCAUUCGGAUACCAUGGACGUCUUCCCUUCUACCACACCGGACGAAGCCGUCCGCAAGUCCGCGAAGCGAGCCGCUGAACUUUUCGGCUCCGAAUACCUCAUGGUCACACCCAGCGUCGCCGAUGGAUCGAUCGGACUGUCCUACCGACGAAAGGCGGAAUACUCAGACGUGAAGGAAUUACCUCCAGCUCUCGCCGAGAAGCAAGCGAAAGCAGCAGCAGCAGGCCGCGCGAAGCGCCCAAAGAUCCAACCGCAGACGAAGCCCCAAGCAGACGGAAGCGGCGCCUCGAUGUCUCUGGUGAAGAGGGCUGCUGGACCGGCCGCGGGCGGAGUGGGUAGUGAAGAUCAACCGAAGAGUCUGAUUCAGAGGCCCUCGGCGACGCGACAGCAGAGACCUGACUGGCAUCCUCCUUGGAAGCUGAUGAGAGUAAUCUCAGGACAUCUGGGAUGGGUGCGGAGUUUGGCAGUGGAACCGAACAACGAAUGGUUUGCUAGCGGUGCUGGAGACAGAACGAUCAAGAUCUGGAACCUUGCGACAGGUGCUCUUCGUCUGACGCUGACGGGCCAUAUCUCGACCGUGCGCGGUUUGGCCGUGUCUCCUCGGCAUCCGUACCUCUUCUCCUGUGGUGAAGACAAGAUGGUCAAGUGCUGGGAUCUGGAAACAAACAAGGUCAUCCGCCACUAUCACGGUCAUCUGAGCGGAGUAUAUACCCUCGCUGUACAUCCGCGCCUCGACCUUCUGGUGACCGGUGGUCGAGACGGUGUUGCCCGAGUUUGGGAUAUGCGGACAAGAAGCAAUGUCCACGUUCUGUCAGGCCACAAGGGCACCGUCGCCGACUUGAAAUGUCAGGAGGCUGACCCACAGAUUAUUACCGGUUCUCUCGACGCUACAGUGCGCCUGUGGGACCUUGCAGCCGGAAAGGCUAUGGGUGUUCUCACGCACCACAAGAAGGGCGUGCGCAACCUCGCCAUCCACCCGCGAGAAUUCACAUUCGCCAGCGCCAGCACAGGAAGCAUCAAGCAAUGGAAGUGUCCCGAGGGCGACUUCAUGCAGAACUUCGAGGGCCACAAUGCCGUCAUCAACUCCCUCGCCGUGAACGAGGACAACGUUCUGUUCUCCGGUGGUGAUAACGGCUCCAUGUGCUUCUGGGACUGGAAGACAGGCUACAAGUUCCAGUCCAUCGACACCAUGGCCCAGCCGGGUUCUCUGGACGCCGAAGCCGGUAUCAUGUCUGCUACAUUCGAUCGGACCGGCCUGCGUUUGAUCACCGGAGAGGCCGAUAAGACCAUCAAGGUCUGGAAACCGGAUGAUGAGGCGACGCCGGAGUCUCAUCCUGUCACUUGGGCACCGACUCUUGGCAGACAGAGAUAUUAGUUUAGGCCGUGGAUGUCAUCUUUAUACCCUUGAUCCAAACCCAGAAUCGGGCUGUUGUUUGUUCUUUUGUCGCAUAUGGAGUUCAGCGUUUGUUUCAGAGUGACGUUGAUACAAGGUCACGGGGAAUCUACAAAACAUAUUUUCUGGUUGUAUGAUAGGCACUUGAACUGCGUAGGAUCAAUCACAUUAUAAUGGUUCUGAAC
Molecule: messenger RNA, 1810 nt
Organism: Aspergillus novofumigatus IBT 16806
Lineage: Eukaryota; Fungi; Ascomycota; Eurotiomycetes; Eurotiales; Aspergillaceae
Product: WD40 repeat domain-containing protein
Exons: 1
Coding region: 246-1607 (453 amino acids)
Biological process (GO): mRNA splicing, via spliceosome
Cellular component (GO): catalytic step 2 spliceosome; precatalytic spliceosome; Prp19 complex
Molecular function (GO): protein binding
Source: RefSeq, a predicted model, not a curated record